UGAAACAGGAAGUGAAGAGCAGCGGACGCGCAGCGUUGAAGGAACAAACGCACACAAUCUUCGACGCGUUUCUCGGAUUGUGUCUUUGCUGCAGGUCUUCUCAGGGAUCAUGUGAUGACCCACGCUCGGAGAAAACAUUCCCUCUGCCAGUUUCACGGUGAGAGGCGAGACCAUGUAGAGGGCUGGUCACAUGUUGACACUGUGGGCGGAGCCAGGCCAGUGCCAUCGAUGCGAGCGGGUAAGGCAAAGAAGGACGUGAUGAAAAAAAUCAAGGCCAAGGUUCUGAAGCAAACCGAGACAUGGAUGCUGAGUAAUGGCAGGAGUCAAGAUUUGCCCAAACUGAAAAAGAGUAAAAAAGAUGUAACCAAAAGAAUCAAAUGCAAAACUCAGAGGAGACAGCGGGCCGAGCUGAGCCGCAAGCUCUACCCGUUACGUGGACGCAGCGGACCGGAGAGUGAAGCCUUGAGUUGUCACGUCCUCCUCACCCGUCUGGAUGUCCUGGAGGAAUGUGAGGUGAAUACAGACACAGGUUUACAUGACAAAACCAGUCUGAAGACCAAAACACAUAAAGUGUUCGCUCAGGAGCCACGGAAGCGCCGACUCGCCUCUCUGAACGCCGAGGCCGUCAACAGUCUGCUGCUGGAGAAAACGGAGUCUGGUGCCAAACGUUCUAAGAAACACAGGGACGGUGCCAUUGCUCCAGAGCAAACCAAGACUUGGCCGAACUCAAAGCAGAGCUCGGAGACGUGCGAGAAAGCCACAACACAAGAGAAGAGCGUGAGUGAAGUGAAUGUGUUCACUCCUACACCCAGACGUGUGGCCGGACUGAACGCCGUCGCUCUGAUGAGACUCACCAGCUCGACCACUGCUCAUAAACAUAGAAUCAAAACAGACAGGAAGGCCGCGUGUCUUUCAGGAAAAGAUGAUGUACACAGAAAGUCUAAAGUGCAGAAGUCUAAGAAACAAAACAGGAGGGGAUCUGGAGUGACAGAUGUCUGUGAGGUUUGUGAAAGCAGGAGCUUUGAGUGGAAGCGGAAGCUCGAAGAGUCUCCACAAACCAAACCAGCGUAUCGCUCCUGUAGCAUGCUGGGAUAUCCCCUGAACAUCGUGAAAGAGGAGCAGGUGGAAACUGAUGUGAGUUCAUAUUACUGCUGUCCGUCAGAAGGUUCUGUUGAGUAUUGUCACAGACUGGCGCUGUUCCUCAGACAGAAGGAGCAUGCCAUGACCUCAGUCAAACAUGAAUGUCUGAUUCCUCUCAGCGCUCACCCGUGUCUGUGUGCCGAUCCAUGUUACUCGGGUUAUUAUGUCCACAUCGCUCAUGCGGCUCCAGCAGCAGCGACUCUGAGCUUCUGUCCACGAGCAGAGCUGCUGUCCUCCUCACAUUCUCUCUUGUGUAAUUCACCAUGUUUUCACGAGACGUUCAUCGACAGAAGAUCAUGCUCGUACUCCAGCAGCUGCUCACGCUGUACACGUCCAAUCAAAACAGAAGGUUUUCCGUCAUCUCAAGAGGAACAGAGUCGAGCCUCAGCUGUGUCUUCAGCUCCGCUCGGAGUAAACUCUUCCUCCGCCGGUGUCCCGCGUCUCAUCUCCACGCCGUCUGAACGCAGACACACACACAAGAGGCUGAAACGAUGCCCUCAAAACACCAAAGCACCAAACACAUCACUUGCUAUGAGCCAGACCAGAUUAUCCCAAAAACAUCCCACAGCAGGUGGCAAACAGAAGAAAGUGGACCAGCGGCAGGUGACAAACGGCUGGCGGCCUGUCGGAGAGCCCACAGAAAAGGAAGUCUUCAUUGCCGGAGAUGAUGAGACGGUUUUGCGUCAGUGUUAUGAAGGAGUUGAACGUGAUGGAGAAGUGAUCCGGGUACGAGACACUGUGCUCUUACGAUCUGGACCCCGAAAGAAAUCCCUGCCGUACGUGGCCAAGAUUUCAUGUCUGUGGGUGGAGCCCAGAACAGGAGAGCUGAUGAUGAGUCUCUUCUGGUAUUAUCGACCUGAACACACUCAAGGAGGCAGAGAUCCCAGCAUGCACUGUGAGAAUGAAAUAUUUGCCUCUCGACAUCAGGAUGAGAACAGUGUGGCCUGUAUCGAGGACAGAUGUUAUGUUCUGCCUUCAGCACAAUACUGCAGAUUUUGUGCCUUGGUGAAGCGGCGGUCAGAGGGCGUGUCCGGUGGCGUCCCGGUAGUGCCGGACCCCUCUGAUAGCCUCACCCCACCUCACCGCCUCGUGCCCGAUGACGUGGACCCGGAUCUAGUGUACCUGUGCCGUCACGUCUAUGACUUUAAACACGGACGCAUCUUAAAGAACCUGCAGUGAAGUGUGUAGCUGCUGUGGAAACCGAGACGACCUCCGCUCACGCUGACACGCUGAUCUUUAGAGAAGAAACACAGCCGGACGAGGUUUGAGCGUAUCUGUUUCAUUCUGCCAUGCACUGAAAUCAAACAUAUUCAUGUGUUCAGUGUGAAGAACCAGAAAUACUUUGGACACUUACAGUCAUUCAUUGUAGAAACAAGGUUAAGAGGCUUGUGGUUGUAGAUAUUGUGAGGUUGGGUGAUGAAUGAUCAGUUUAACACUUUUGGAAAUGAGUCCAGAAGCUCAACAAGAUCCAGAGCCUAAGUUUUACACCAGUGAGUUCACAUGAGUGUGGUUUUUAUUUUCUCAUCCGCUUGUAGAUGAUGAGUUGACAACGUUCACUGUGGUUUUAGUCUUGUUAAGUCUAAAUUAAGUAAGUUAAUUCCUUCAUCAUUUAUAUCAACGCUUCUCAUUCUUAGAGAUCUCUAAAGGAAACGUAUCUGAAUGAUCGGCCUAGUAGAAUGAGACUGUCCAGUUAACCUCUACAUCAAACUUAAAGCUAUCAGUUGAAACAUAAAUCGUGUUGAAGACUUAUGGUUUGUGUAUGUUAUGUGAAUGAAUGAAUUCAGCGCUUCUCAACAGGACACACACAGCUGGAACAUAACAUACACACCACACAACACACUUCUGAUCUCUGACAGAAUUAUAAUAAGGAUGCACUCAUGAAGCUUUUGUGUAUUGAUGUUUUUUGUACAUUUCCUUUAAAGAAUUGCACAAAAAUUGUUUAAGUAAAUUUUCCUUCCAUUUCACGACACGCAACCAUCAUCAGGCCAAACUUUAGUAAGAUAUUUCUCUGCAGUUACUGUCUUUUCAUUUUGCUGUUCAUUCGCUGGUUUCAGGGUUUGUUUAGCUUAUGUCAUUUUCCCAGCGCUUACAUUUAAUGUAUGACAUAUAUGAAUGAUGUUUAAUAUGUGUGCAGAAUAACCUUCAGACUUACAGAAUGGACAGAAAUCAAUACUGAUCAAAUGUACAUUUCUGUAAUUGUUGUGAAACUCUGGCCUUCUGCUUUUCAUUUCUUCUGUUUCUUCUGAACAAAAAGAUAUUUUAUUAUGGCUCUUUCUUAAGCUGGAAAAUGCAGUUUUAUAUUUGUAGGACUAUUUUUUUGAGACCAGAAGCUAUUUAAUGUGAUGUCAUUUUGAUUUGGACUCUGCUUGUAUUUUAUGAGACUCUAUUAGAUGAUGUUUGUGUUAUUAGAAGAGAGAAAACGUGUUUUACAGGAGCUUCUAAAGCCUUGCACAGUGCAUUUAUAAUCCUUUUGUAUUUACAGACAGUAUUUAAAAUGGAUUAUAUAUUAA
Molecule: messenger RNA, 3650 nt
Organism: Triplophysa rosa
Lineage: Eukaryota; Metazoa; Chordata; Actinopteri; Cypriniformes; Nemacheilidae
Product: bromo adjacent homology domain-containing 1 protein
Exons: 7
Coding region: 115-2319 (734 amino acids)
Molecular function (GO): chromatin binding
Source: RefSeq, a predicted model, not a curated record